AUGAGAAAAGUUUGGCUUGCUGCUGCUCUGGUGUGCCUGGCUCUCUGUGUGAGGGUCAACCCUGUCCCGAUCUGUGCUUUUGGACAGACUGGGUGCCGUACGCCUUCCCUGGCAGAGCUGUUCGAGCGACUCAUACAACAGUCCUCAAGGAUGAACGGCAUCUCCACUGACCUGCACUCUGAAUUUGAGCGAUAUUUCCUUCCGAACAAGAACUUUUUGGGAAAUCGGAGGUGCCACACAUACGGCAUCACAACACCAGAUGACAAAGAGAACGCUCAAAGACUAGGGAGGGAACAACUGACAAAGGUGAUUCUCAGGCUGCUGGAGGCCUGGAGUGACCCUCUGUCACAGCUCUACUGGAGCAUGUCUCUUGACCAAAAUCAGAACUUCAACCACGACACCUCCAACAAGGCGCUGGAGAUCACGGACAUGGUGCAGGAGCUGAGGGGCGGAGUGGCAAAAAUGGCUGAGAAGAUGAAGCAAGAAGGAGUGUUAAGCAACGCUGUGAUUUAUGUCUCUCCGGAGAGUUUGGUCCCCUCGUCUCCAUCGCCUUUCUAUCGACGAGAAAAACUCAAGUCGAUGGACCAUCAUGACCUACUGUACUGCUUCCGCAGAGACUCCAACAAAGUCCAAAAUUACCUCCAGGUUUUGAGGUGCACCACCCUUCCCGAGUUGAACUGUUGA
Salarias fasciatus (jewelled blenny) is the source of this 684-nucleotide messenger RNA. Its product is annotated as prolactin-like. The transcript is spliced from 5 exons. Gene Ontology annotation, cellular component: extracellular region. Gene Ontology annotation, molecular function: hormone activity. Lineage: Eukaryota; Metazoa; Chordata; Actinopteri; Blenniiformes; Blenniidae. The record is from RefSeq and is a predicted model, not a curated record. Bases 1 to 684 code for a protein of 227 amino acids. Gene Ontology annotation, biological process: positive regulation of receptor signaling pathway via JAK-STAT; response to nutrient levels.